Molecule: messenger RNA, 2772 nt
Organism: Wasmannia auropunctata (little fire ant)
Lineage: Eukaryota; Metazoa; Arthropoda; Insecta; Hymenoptera; Formicidae
Product: nitric oxide-associated protein 1
Exons: 5
Coding region: 264-2573 (769 amino acids)
Molecular function (GO): GTP binding
Source: RefSeq, a predicted model, not a curated record
UGCAAUGGCGCUAGUGUAUGUACGUAUGGCCAGAGAGUAUUUUUAUUUUAUCGUAUAAUUUCAAUUGUCUUUCUCUUUUUAAUUCUCUGCAUUCCACUGUAAUUACGAUUCAAAUCGUAGACAAUUUUACGUUUUAAAUUCAAAUCCAAAAUGUAACAUUUUAUAUAUCGGGAAAAGUAAGGUUAUUUACUCCUUAGGAAUUCUAACCUUUAUCAAGUAACUGUGGUGACACAUGCCGCUCUGGAGCACAUGUUACGUUUACGAUGUUGUCUAUAAACAGUAUUAAAUUGAUUACUUUCAUAAAGCAUUCGACGUGGAAAAUAUACGUAGGUAAUACGUAUUGUUAUUUGAGAACCUGUCGCAAUCGAUACAGGCUGAUUCAGACUUUCAAUUAUUCGACGAAAUGCGACACGAAAAAGGAUGGCGUUCAACCCUGCAUGUCUCUGGAUCCCAGAGUCGAGGCAUUGCGAGAAAAAUUAAUAUAUUGCGACUAUUUGGAUUAUCAGAAAGUGAAAAUAGGAUACAUGAAGCGUUACUUAUUGAAAAAGAAAGCUGAGCACGCUGAAAGAGAAGCACGAAUUGAUAAGCUGACAAAUGUACCCGUCUACAGCAUACUCUUGGACACAAAAAAUGAUGAAAACAACUUGAAGCAGGAGCAUAUAAAUACAGAAGAAGAUGUAGCGAAGCCUGUACAUAUGCCGUAUGCGAGUACCGAUUCGUACAGUAGUACGGACACAUCUUCAAUCGAGGUGAAUAAAAGUAAUUUUGAUGAAAAUACGAUAUCGUUGAACAACAAGUAUAAAGCUCUAUAUGAAGAAUACUUGGCGCAAAAGAAUGCAGAUUUAGGAAAAGAAGAAUUCACUCUGCAGGAUUAUUUAGAAGAGAUAGAUACAGAUGCAGAUCCAGAUACGUUAUACAAGAGACAUUUUCCGAUAUCGAAUGUGCCACCCAAUUGGAUGGUCGACGUCGAGCAAUAUGACGAUAGUUCGCAGAGCAAUACCUGGCUCAGUAAUUACGGAACUCCAGAUCCAAACUCCAAUGUUAGUUCCGUUCCUUGUGGUGGAUGUGGCGCCUUACUACACUGUAAGGACCAAGCUCUCCCAGGUUACUUGCCCUCUGAGUUAUUUUUGAACAAGAGCAAGCAGGAAUUGCGAGUUAUGGUUUGUCAAAGAUGCCACUUUAUGCAGUAUUACAACACCACGUUGGAGGUGAAGGUAUCUGCGGACGAAUAUCCAAAACUUUUAAAGGUGAUAAAAAAUAAGAAAUGCGCCGUCAUUCUGAUUGUUGAUCUUACGGAUUUUCCAUGUAGCAUAUGGCCUGAAAUAAAUAGCGUUCUGCAUUCUUCGACACCAGUAUUUGUCGUGGGGAAUAAAGUUGAUUUGUUGCCCCAAGAUUCUAAACAUUUCUUCACUCAUAUUAAAGAUUGUUUAUCGAAAGCUAUAGAAAGUACAGGAAUCAAGAAGGAGAAUAUCAGACAUGUAGCACUCGUAUCUGCGAAAACUGGCUACGGUAUAGAAGAACUUAUUAAUAAAUUACACACUAUCUGGAAAUAUAAAGGAGAUGUUUACUUAAUCGGAUGCACAAACGUUGGUAAAUCUUCUCUGUUCAACGCUCUUCUGCAGUCUGAUUAUUGCAAGGUACAAGCUGUGGAUCUUAUACAACGUGCAACCAUUUCUCCUUGGCCAGGCACAACAUUGAAUUUGCUCAAAUUUCCUAUUUUAAAUCCUGUUAAAUGGCGACUUUACUUGAGAACGUUGCGAUUGCAAAAGGAACAACAGUACAAGCAUGCCGAAGAGAAAUUCCGAAUCAGUCAGUUCAAGGCGACUCGUAACUUAAAGUACGCCACAUUGCAAAGUCACAUUGGCAGAACAUUUCAAUCGAAAUCCGAGAUUAAAGUAGGAAACGAUCUGUUCGUGGUAGGAAAAUAUAACAAGCAUACGCAGCAACUAGGUUUUGAUGAAAAUAAAGAAGAGUAUAAAUACAGCCGCUGGUGUUACGAUACUCCCGGCACCAUUCAACCGGAUCAGGUGUUGGAUUUGUUAACGACGCAGGAACUUUUGUUGGUUUUACCGAAGAAAAUAAUCUUCCCUAGAACAUUCGUUCUACAUGUAAAUCAAACGAUAUUCUUGGGCGGACUGGGCAGAUUGGAUUACGUAGAGGGCAAUAGUUUUAUUAGGUGUACAAUAUUUUCGAGUAGCGAAUUGCCAGUGACUCUAACUCAUACUGAGGAUGCGGACAGUGUAUACAACGAGUUACUCAAAACGAAAGUGUUUGUCGUACCUGAAAACAAUUCGGACCGAUUGAAACAUUGGCCGGCAUUAGGAUCUAAGGAGAUGGAAGUUACUGGUAUCGGAAAGAAUGAAUCGAUCGCCGACGUUAUUUUGUCCAGUGCAGGAUGGAUCGCGAUCGCUGUUGAAGAGGCUGAGCGUGUUUCAUUGAGGGCUUGGAGUCCACAAGGUCGCGGGUUAUAUCUAAGAACACCAGCGCUUUUGAAGAAAUCUGUUGCUUUGCGUGGCAAUCGAAUCUCAGAUACACCGACGUACAAAAGCGGACGUCAAGCAUAUAGAAAAUAAAUAAGUGGGUAUAAAAUUUAUAUGCAAUAUUGUACGUUACGUGCGUAUAUUCCAAAUGCAUUUUCGCGUUACAUGCAUAUUCUCCAACGUUUAUAUAUGUAUGUAUAUAUGUAAUUAAUUUAUUCAUUCAUCUCUUUUUAAUUCAUAACUGUAAUUUGAUAAAGGAAUGCCAAUAUACUAUAUGUUUGUAUCAACUACA